CAAAGUCCAUCGUCUGUGGACAGAUGGAGACGCUAACAGCCCUGAGUACUUCCUUGUUGAAAAUCGACAAACAAGCGGAAGUGAUGAAUUCCUCCCAGGCAGAGGUCUUCUCAUCUGGCACAUUGAUGACCGAAUGGGAUCUAAUUCUGAUGGGAAUCAUCCUUGGGUCAAGCUCAUGCAAGCUGACGGUCUCGACCAACUAAAGCAAAACUUCGGCAGAGGUGAUGACAGGGACAGCUACCCUGGAUUGACCGACAACCAUAAACUCAGCACUCUCCCGAAUCCGAACAGUAAGUCUUAUGGAGGAGACGACACAUGUUUCCGUUACGAACAUACCUGUCUCGUCUCCGACCAUGACCUUUGACAUCACUGUCAAGAAGGGCGACCAGCCACCAACUGGCAGGUUCGACCCCAAGAUGUGGUAUCGCUUGAAGAACACAUACCAACCAGCGACGCAUUGCCUUGACGUCGUCAAUGAUGAUGGCACGAACAGCAAAGGCCUCCUCGAGAUGGCGGCUGCUGGGAAGUUCUCCGGUCAGUACUGGCAAUUGAAGCCCAAUGGUGAUGGAACCUAUUUCCUGCGAACAUUGUUCCUGGGCCCUAAUCGUCGACUUGGUGUGCAGAGUGACAAGAAGACGCCGGUAUUGGAAUCCGCGAACGAUUCUGCGAAGGCCCAGUACUGGACCAUUGGACAGUGGGACCACCCGCAGGAUGGGACGUGGCAUCUUGAGGUAAGACACCGAUGGUAACUGCUUUGCACUUGCUGACAAUGAUGCUCAGAACGGGUGGACUGAGAAGUCUCAGUAUCUCGACACGAUCGAGGGUAGGCCAAAAGUCUCGAUGAAUCAAGCGAAUACAGGCCGCCCGACUCAGAGGUGGACGAUUGAGCCGAUUCGAGAGCGCGAUAUCACAGAGCCCGGCCUUUGGUCAGCUGAAUGUUCGUAGUUUGC
Messenger RNA from Didymella exigua CBS 183.55, 950 nucleotides. RefSeq lists its product as uncharacterized. The transcript has a single exon. Bases 354 to 749 code for a protein of 131 amino acids. The record is from RefSeq and is a predicted model, not a curated record. NCBI's taxonomy places the organism in Eukaryota, Fungi, Ascomycota, Dothideomycetes, Pleosporales, Didymellaceae.